Molecule: messenger RNA, 960 nt
Organism: Monoraphidium neglectum
Lineage: Eukaryota; Viridiplantae; Chlorophyta; Chlorophyceae; Sphaeropleales; Selenastraceae
Exons: 4
Coding region: 1-960 (319 amino acids)
Source: RefSeq, a predicted model, not a curated record
AUGAUGAAACGUAUGAUAUCAGCUUGGCUGGUCGUGGCGGUGGUGGCGGCAGGAUUCGCCGCCCCCGCCCGCGCCGGCGUCCCCGAGCUGGACAACAGGCACGUGGUCUCUGAGCUGCUCGCCGGCUACCACAACAUCCCCAACCUUGGCCUUGCGGUCAUGAAGCCCAACCUCGACCUGCUCAACUACGGCGCCCCCGCCGCCAAGAUGGGCGUGCCGAUCUCGCCCAACCUGGACCUGCUCGCCUACGGCGUCAGCGCACCCAAAAAGCCGAACUACGCAGCCAAGAUGUUCGCCCACGACGGCAUCGACGCGAUGACGCGCGCGUGGCAGUCGGCGGUCGACGCCGCGACGCAGCAGGGUGCUGUCAGCAAGAACGAGGGCACUUGGUCGAUCAACGACAUGGUCAAGGCGCUGCAAAGCAACCUGAAGGAGAUUGCGACCUACAACAGCACCAACGCUGCCAUCGCCGCCGGCGCCAACGGCACGGACAUCCCCACCACGACCGGCCUCGCGCCCGCCGGCCAGACGGCGCCGUCCUUCGGCGACUUUGCCAGCAGCCUCCUGUGCUCCAACGGCGCGAAGCUCGCCAACUGCUCGGGCAUCAACCCCUGCAAGACCAAGCGCUGCGGCCCCGUCUCCAUGUGCCUGGUCGACCAGUGCGGCGGCUGCAACGCGCGGUGCAUUGGUUACACCGAGAUCGGGUCGGGCGUCAACAAGCUCCUGAGCGUUGUUGGCAUGAAGCCCCUCCUGCCGGGCAGCACCACUGCGCCGACGCCCAACCUGCCGCUGGUGGAUAAGCUUGUCACUGGUGUCCAGGACCUGACAAAGUCGGUGCUGCCCAAGUGCGAAGCCAACACCAUCACUGACAUCGCGUCCCUCGGCUGCAAGGCCUGCCCCGAGGGCAGCAUUGCGGCGGUUGGCGCCAAGGCGUGCACGGCUUGCGGCCGCGGCCAGUGA